AUGGAGAUAGGGGAAAGUGAAAAGAAGGGACAACCCCCUCCCUUAGGUGAGAAAGAGGAAGAAAAGGAACUCUCUGACAAAGCAGUUAAUGAAUCUGUAGUCGACGAAAAAAAUAAAGAACUUCAUGUUUAUCCUAACAAAAGCAUCUAUGAGGGGGGUUAUCUUCAUGGGAAGAAAUCAGGAUUAGGAAAAUUAACCAAAAGGAAUGGGGAGUUUUACGAAGGCAACUUCCAAAACGGACAAAAGCACGGAGGAGGGUUCCAGCGAUAUUCCAAUGGGGACUUCUACUACGGAGAGUGGAAGCACAACAAGAAGGACGGUCGUGGCAUUUUCUUCUUUUCCGCCACCGGCGAAUACUACUUCGGCGAAUGGUGCACGGGAAGCCUCAUCAGCGGGGCCUGGAUCAUCUCCAGCGAAGCAAAAUACCUGGGAACCUUUUUUAGAAACCUACCUAAGUGUAAGGGAGAGUUUUUCUUUGGCAACGACUCAAAAAUUAAUGUCUUUUACGAGCAGACCUUGGGAAUUUCAUGGGGUAUAGAGGACAGGAACGCGGAGCGCGUGGGAUUGCACUGGAGGCUGCUAUAG
Plasmodium knowlesi strain H is the source of this 585-nucleotide messenger RNA. RefSeq lists its product as uncharacterized. NCBI's taxonomy places the organism in Eukaryota, Apicomplexa, Aconoidasida, Haemosporida, Plasmodiidae. The record is from RefSeq and is a predicted model, not a curated record. The coding region runs from base 1 to 585 and encodes 194 amino acids. The transcript is spliced from 4 exons.